AUGUCUUCUGCAGUAGCGGAGCUGGACUCUAUCCUGCAGUCCAUGCUCAACCUCAAACCGCCAGGAGUUUCAGGCUCAAAGAUCACUGCCAUCACCUCCCUUUGCACAGCAAACAUUCAAUCCGAAUCAGUCCUCAUUCAAAAGAUCUAUACCCAUUUCAAGAAGACGCCAGGAACACACAAAUUGGGAGUACUCUACGUUAUAGAUUCUGUGACGAGACAAUGGGUAGAUCAAGCCAGAAAAUCAGGUCAACAGCUGGGUAGCGGAGCUCCUGAUGGAACCUUUGCCGCUGGUGUGACUCGAGUGACUGAACUGCUUCCCGUACUCAUGAACGACAUUAUUGCUACCGCCCCAGAAGACCAGAAGGUCAAAAUCAGAAAACUCCUGGAAAUUUGGGAACGAUCAAACACAUUUCCAGCCCCCUUGCUUGCUUCACUCAAAGAAAAACUUGAUGCGCCAAAAGUCUCAACCACACCGGAAGGAUCACCCUCACCCGGUUUUGUGCCAUUGGGUCAAGCAGCCUCCACUGACAAUAUAACAGCAAAACCUCCACAGCAGCAAGACACCUCGGCCAUCCUGGAAGCCCUCAAGAACAUGGCAAAGCAGAAUAUUACAGCGGCACCCGCCAUUCCAGCACCUGCUCAAACUAGUUUGAAUAAUCUAUUAGGCGCGCAGAAUGGGAUCCCUCUGACGAGCAGUACCGUAAACCCCAGCCCUGCUCCCGCUGCCGCCAGUGGGCAGGCUGUAAAUCAGCUUGGAGCGCUGUUCGCUGGACUGAGUAAUGGUGCGCAAAGUCAGAGUCCUGCAAAUGUACCUGCAAAUCCACUUGCUGCUUUUCUUCCGCAACAGGCUCCGGCUCCAGCGGUGCCUCAAAACCCUCCUCUAAGUCAAGAUGCUCAGGCUCAAGCUCAAGCCCAAUUGCAAGUCUUGCAAGUCUUGGCUAGUCAUGGCGUUCCCCCAGACCAGUGGGCCACUGCUCUACAAUUGUUGAACAUGCAGGGCGCAGCAGGUGGUGGUGGUGGCGGUGCGAGUACCAGUGGCCUUCCUUUUCCGCCUCCUGUACCGACAAGCAAUUGGGCUGGCCAGGUUCAAGCGCCCGUGGCGUCACGUGAUGCCCAAACCCGUUCCCCUCCGGGCCAAUAUCGACGCCGCUCACGUUCUCCUGGCUUUGAUAGACGUCGAGACCUGUCUCCAAGACGCCGACGAGAUAGUCCAGGGGCUGAUGGAUAUCGUAAUGAUCGCGAUGGCAGGCGGGGCGAAUACCGUCAACGCAGCCCGAUGGGUAGGAAACGACGAAGCCCAACACCGCCCGGUGAUUACAAGCUCCCACCACCGGGCCCCAAGAACGUGCAAUGGGAUCCAACCCUUCCAAAAGGUCACAUCAAGGUGUUCAGUCGGACCCUUUUCGUGGGAGGCGUCACCUCAUCCGAAGCACAUUUGAGAAGCUUAUUCAGUAAAUUCGGUGUGGUUCAGACCUGUAUUGUCAACAUUGACAAACGACACGCUUUCAUCAAGAUGAUUAAUCGCCACGAUGCAGAAAGCGCGCGUGAAGGCAUGGAAGAGUACAAGGUGGGCGAUAUGCAACUCCGCACCAAAUGGGGAGUGGGUUUUGGACCACGUGACUGCAGCGACUAUCAAACGGGAAUUAGCGUCAUCCCCAUCGAACGCCUCACGGAUGCCGACCGCAAGUGGCUACUCACCGCCGAAUACGGGGGUACUGGUGGUGCGCCGAUCCAAGAAGGGAUGGUCGUGGAAGAGCCUGACAUUGAGAUUGGCGCUGGAGUCUCCUCGAAAGCCAUGAGUCGACGUAUUGCUACUGACCAGGGUGGACGACGUGGGCCGCAAUCGUCUCGCCAGCAUAUGGGACGUGACGACAACCGAUACAGAGACAGCGAUCGCCGAAUGGACCGAGACGACCGGCAAGGCUCGGGCAACCCGAACAACAUUGGUAUCAUGCCGUCAAUGGCUUUCCCCAUGAACUUCGGCAACAUGCCAAAUGCAAUGCCCGGCUUCCCACCUGGAUUCCAAAUGCCUGCCUUCCAACCGCAAAGCAAGCAGGACUAG
Molecule: messenger RNA, 2064 nt
Organism: Cladophialophora bantiana CBS 173.52
Lineage: Eukaryota; Fungi; Ascomycota; Eurotiomycetes; Chaetothyriales; Herpotrichiellaceae
Exons: 6
Coding region: 1-2064 (687 amino acids)
Cellular component (GO): nucleus
Molecular function (GO): RNA binding
Source: RefSeq, a predicted model, not a curated record